AAGGGCAAGACCGAUAUUUCACGUUCCCAUUGUCCAUUUCUAGGCAUCCGGCGUUCUCGUCCUUAUCGGUUCUCCAUUACCUGGCUACUUUUCUAGCUUCACUGGGUAUUCAUAUCUUCUCAAUUACAGUGGUCGGUUCACUCAAAGAAUCUGUAAAGGGAUUUUUGUUUCGUGAUGUCUGACACCAACCCCUUUCCCUUGCCUUCAGAUCAAGUUGAGGAGUAUGCUCCAGAUUUCAGUCACAGUGGCUAUGUCUCACCUCUCUCAAUAAGUGGUCAACAGAAUGAGGAAUUUCCUCAUGAUGGCCAAUUUGUGCAGAGUGAUCAAUUUGUGCAGAGUGAUGUCCCUAAUGAAAGUGAUGCCGGCGCGCAUCAGGUGGAGGAUAAUAACUUGCUUUGGCCAGUUCUACCUGGUGAUUCUGGUGAAGGUUUACCGUAUGCUCCUAUUGAUUGGCCAUAUCCUGGUGAUGUUUGGACUUGGAGAGUAGGAAGGAGGUUUAACUCUUCUGGCUACUUCCAAGAUAGAUUUCUGUAUCUUCCAAAACGACUUGGGAAACAGUCUUUUGCCAGCAAGGCUGCAAUUGCGAAUUAUAUUCAAUCAGAAUUCCCCGGUUCUAAUAUUGAUGCAUUUUUUGCAUCCUUUGCUUGGAAGAUCCCUGUCAAAAUUCAACCUCCAGCAAAAGAGGAACCUGCCAUCUCUACUUUGGAGAACCCUCAGCAGGAUGAAAAAGUUGCAGGUCAAGAAGAAAAGAAAGAAGAAAACUUUGAUUCAGGCUGGGGAAAAAGGAGGAGGAGUACAGUAUCUACACCCAAACAAGCAAAACAGAAUGGAGCAACAUCAUCUCCCAUUCCUAAGCGAACAAAAAAGAGCGGAGCCAAAACAUCCUCAACGCCUAGACAAACAAAAAGUAAAUUAUCGCCCACUCCUAAACGAACAAAACAGAGCCGAGCUACACCCACUUCUAGGCAAACAAGACAGAAUGGAGCUACUUUAUCAUCCACAGGUAAGCGGAAAACUAGGCAUUCUUCUAGACAAGCUGUCCCCAAUGAUGAAGGUGGUGUAUUUAGCACAGAGGAAUCAAUAGUUGAACCAAUUCCAGAGGAUUUUGAUAACUAUCUCAACUCUUUGGAAGACAUUCUUACCCAGCCUGUUUCUGAAACCCAAGGACUAUCUUCUGCAAGCAUGGAUUCUUAUACAGCACAAAAUGAAUUGGCAGAAGCUCGAAGUAAGCUUUCUUCUCUUCUUGUCAUGGAUUUUCCUUCAUUGGUCUCAUCCAACAGCAUUUCCGAACUUACAACUCUGGCAUCCAAAGUUCAAAAGGAUCCUACCUUGAAUGCUGAACAACUUGUUAAAUUGAAGUUGAUUGAGGAAAUUUCAUCAUUCAGCGAGGUCUUCCUUGAGAGUAGAGAAUUAAUAGAGCAGGUUGAGGAAUUCUUUGCCACCCUUGAGGGUAAAAAGGCCAAGGUUGCUUCUCUGAAGAACGAGUAUAAUGAAUUGAAGGAAAAAACAGACCAGCUACAAUCGCAGGUGGAUUCAAAUUUAUUGACUGUGCAAGAAAUUGACAAUCAAAUUGCUCUACUUCAAUCCAGGCGAGCUGAGCUUACUAAUGCAAUUGAGACAAACAAGGAAGCAAAGGUUGAGGUGACUUAUGCUCAGAAGAUGGUGGCAAAUGCUAUUCCCAAAGUAGUGAAUGAGAUUCAGCUGGCCAACUCCAGAUUGCCAGAAUUGGAGCUGAAAAAGAAAAAUGCAUUAAAGCGUGAAUCAGAAAUUCUGGCAAAAUUUGCCCCUCUGCAAGGUUUUUCUCUUUAAGCAAUGUCUUUAGAUCCCUUUUUUUUUUUUUAACAGUCUUUAGAAUUAUGCUUUCAUGUUUAUGGCAAUACUUUCUGUUGCAUGGUUGGAUUUCAUAUCGUUUGUUAUGAUAUUACAACUUAUAUUCCUUGGAUGGAACAUUGAUAAUUUAAUUGGGUCCCUUUUAGUUAA
Messenger RNA from Hevea brasiliensis (rubber tree), 1980 nucleotides. RefSeq lists its product as uncharacterized. The transcript is spliced from 4 exons. The coding region runs from base 175 to 1809 and encodes 544 amino acids. The record is from RefSeq and is a predicted model, not a curated record. Lineage: Eukaryota; Viridiplantae; Streptophyta; Magnoliopsida; Malpighiales; Euphorbiaceae.